Gracilinanus agilis (Agile Gracile Mouse Opossum) is the source of this 2771-nucleotide messenger RNA. RefSeq names its product ankyrin repeat and BTB domain containing 1 (gene ABTB1). Lineage: Eukaryota; Metazoa; Chordata; Mammalia; Didelphimorphia; Didelphidae. The coding region runs from base 26 to 1462 and encodes 478 amino acids. Gene Ontology annotation, cellular component: ubiquitin ligase complex; cytoplasm. Gene Ontology annotation, molecular function: protein binding. The transcript is spliced from 12 exons. The record is from RefSeq and is a predicted model, not a curated record.
CACCGGGUCAUGAGCGCCCCGGGCCAUGGACACCAGCGAUCUCUUCAUCAGCUGCAAGAAAGGAGACGUGUGCAGAGUCCGGUACCUUCUGGAGCAGAGAGACGUGGAGGUCAAUGUCCGGGACAAGUGGGACAGUACCCCUCUAUAUUACGCCUGCUUGUGUGGACAUGAGGAACUUGUACGCUACCUCCUGGCCAAUGGAGCCAGGUGUGAGGCCAACACUUUUGAUGGGGAGCGCUGCCUGUAUGGGGCACUGAGUGACACCAUCCGGCGGGAGUUGAGAGACUACAAGCAGAUCACAUCCACGCGAAUGCAGAGGGAUUAUUACGAUGACUUCCUGCAGCGGCUCCUGGAGCAGGGCUACCAGAGCGACAUCGUUUUCAUCGUCCAUGGGAAAUCCUUCUGUGCCCACCGAUGCAUUCUCAGUGCCCGAAGCAGCUACUUCGCCAACAUGUUUGACACCAAGUGGAAGGGGAAGAGUGUGAUUGCCCUCAAGCACCCACUGAUCAAUCCCAUGGCCUUCGGCUCCCUUCUGCAGUAUCUCUACACAGGCCGCCUGGACAUUGAUGUGGAGCAUGUGAGUGACUGUAAGAGACUGGCCAAGCAGUGUCAGCUGCAGGAGCUCAUCACUGGCCUAGAGACCAAGUGCAAGAAGGCCUAUGAGUUUGUGGCCUCUAAGCCGGGGACAUGCGUGAAGGUUCUGACCAUUGAGCCUCCCCCUGCUGACUGCCGGCUCCGUGAAGACCUGGCCCUGCUGGCAGACUGUGCCUUGCCUCCAGAGCUGCGGGUGGGCUUUGGAGAGCUGCCUUUUGACAGUACGGACAAUUUCAGCAGCUGUCCCGACGUCUGCUUCCGUGUGGCCGACUACAACUUCUUGUGUCACAAGGCCUUCUUCUGCGGCCGGAGUGACUACUUUCGGGCCCUGUUGGAGGAUCACUUCAGUGAGAGUGAAGAGCUGGCAGCCUCUCCUGGCCUCCCUGCAGUCACCCUGCACGGCAUCUCCCCCGACAUCUUUACCCGCGUGCUUUACUACGUGUACAGCGAUGACACUGAGCUCUCUCCUGACAUUGCCUACGAUGUUCUGUGUGUGGCUGAUAUGUACUUGUUGCCUGGCCUGAAGAGGCUGUGUGGUCGGAGCCUGGGCCAGGUGUUGGAUGAAGACAAUGUGGUCGGUGUCUGGAAGGUGGCUAAGCUGUUCCAGCUGACUCGGCUGGAGGACCAGUGCACAGAAUUCAUGGCCAAGGUCAUCGAGAAGCUGGUGGAACGGGAGGAGUUUGUAGCAGCUGUGAAGGAGGAGGCUGCCGCCGUGGCUGAGCGCCAGGAGACAGACUCCAUCCCCCUGGUGGAUGACAUCCGUUUCCAUAUCACUAGCAACGUGCAGACCUACAGCGCCAUCGAGGAGGCCAGCCAGAGGCUGCAGGUCCUGGAGGAGCUCUUGGCUAACAUCGGUCUGGACUGCUGACUUCUAGACGCUGCUAACUGGGGGGGCUGGACGUUCUUCCCCUGCAGCCGAGAGCUGCUGUGUAUGGCUUCCCCCUUGCUGCAGAGACGCAUCACCCCAAACGCAGAGACCUGGCUGGGUCUGACGCCGUGGUAGCUGGACAUGAUUCUCUAAAUGGCUUUGAGAUCCGUGCCCCCACCCCCAUCGCACCCCCUUCUCUCCCCAAGUCUGAGUGUCCGAUGGAGAGGCUUUUCUCCAAGCACUGAUUAUAUAUCCUUGGGGUUGAGAACCCAAAUCACUAUAGGUCUUGAAUCUUUGUUUCCAGAAGCUAAGAAUGUAAUUUUCAGCUAGGCAACAGAAAGAAGUACCGACGAGAUAGAUUUCUCUUCCUGACCACACGUGUGUGGGCGAAGCCCUCCACUGUCCUUGCUGGGCAUCCAGAUGUGCUCUCCACUCCUACGGGACACGGGCUGUGGAGCUCAUUCUUCCCCAACCUGCCUUACUCCAUCUGGGUCACUGGGCUCUCCCCGCUGGCCCCCUCACUGUGAGGGAGAAGGCAGCUCUGGGGCAAAAUGUCCUCAUCCUGCCUGUUGGGGGUCUUGUGGCAAAGAUUAGCUUGCUGGCAUCCCCUUCCUUUCCUCUGCUUAGAAGGAUCAGAGAAUCCUGGUCCCAGAGGAGGCAUUGCUCCAGGGAAUGACCACACAUAGGCUGAGAGGCAGCCUCGUGGUCUCUAGCUCAGCCUCUGGAUGGGAGGGAGAGAGGCAGGUGGCCUCCUUCAGGACCCCUGAGGCUUCCCUGGCUGCCCCAUGGCACUGUCAAGAGUAUACAGUCUGGGGCUAAGCCGAGUACUCCUGGUCCCUGGGACCCAGUGCUGGGUGCUUCCCUUUUUUUUUUUCCUUGCUCAAAGCACAAACAGAUAUCUCCCAAACUCUCCUGGUAGGGAUGGGGGGUGAGGAUUUUUGGUUGGGGAAAUGAAUCCUGAAAAAGCUGGGAUGUUAAGGGAAAACUGGGUUCUCCCAAGGUCUCCAAGGCCAGAUAAAGCCCAGGGAUUGUGCUAAGCCCAGAGAAAACUGAUCUGGGCUUGUGAGGAGAUUCACUCCUCCUCCCUUUCAUCCCCCUAGGCUGGUUAUAGAAGCCUCCCCAGGUACCCUCACACAGUGAGGAGGGGCCGAGAGCUGCCCAGCACCACCUUCCCCUUGGAAAAACAAAACAAAACAAAACAAAAAAAAGCCCAAACUGCAGGUUUUCAGAGCUAAGAUCUAUUCUAAUAUAUACUAUUUAAAAAUAAAACAGAGGAGCAUGUGUGCGGCAAUAAAAAUAUAUUUCCCUA